GAACCAAACACGGCGAGGAUAAAGCAAGAUGGCGUCUGACGGUGAAGACGUUAUUGCAGUCGUCACAGUUCAGUGUUCUUAAUCUGUGCCUCCAUGUACACAUAUAUGUCCUUUAUUACACUCUAGUAAAUAGAGUAAACAUCGUUAAUAACUGUUUGCAUCCGGUUAUAUUAGUCUGAGCGCACUUUGAUGCGUCUCGAGCUAGCUUAGCCUGCUAGUUAGCUUAGCUUGUUAGCUGCUAACAAAGAGAGGCGGAAGUGAUCAAAACACAUCGCUUAGUUAAGAUCAAGUGUGAGUGUAAAGUGUUGUGAUUGUGUGAAAAUGUGUGAAGGAACCAUAGCAAAGUACGAGGAGGAACUUUGUCCAACAAAAGAGGAGAAGGAGCGACAACAUGAAAAACAUCAAGUUGUGUUACACAGAACAGACAUCCAUCAGCCGAUUGAACACCAAGAAGAAUGUCUCCCUCAUCUGCAGGGGGACAGUUUCACUUUAGAAUAUCCACAGCCCUCACAUUUUAAAGGGGACAAGGGGGAUUCACAGCCCUUUUAUUUUAAAGAGGAAGAGGAGGGAGAGUGUCCUGUAGGGCAGGAGGAGGCUGAUGUCAGCAAGUUUCCACUGACUGUUGUCUCUGUGAAGACUGAAGAGCAUGAAGACAAACCACCUGAGUCCUCACAGCUUCAUCACAGUCCAAACGUUGAAGAAGAACCUCUACCCCAUGAGCAGGAGGAGGAACCACAGUCACCCCACAUACACGAGGAAGAAGAGGUACCACAUUACCAACACAUUAAAGAGGGAAGAGAGGAGGCACAUCCCCCCCACAUUAAAGAGGAAGACGAGACGCCACAGACCCAUAAUGUUAAACUGACCCUUCACAUUAAAGGGCAAGCGGAGGACCCACUGAUCUUACACAUCAAAAAUGCAGAAGAGGGCCCACUGACCUCUCACAUUAAAAAGGAAGAGGAGGACCUAUUGACCCCCUGCUUUAAAGAGGAAGAGGAUGUCCAAGAGCCGCCGCACAUUAGAGAGGAAGAGGAGGAAGAGGGCAUCAGUCAGCCUAAAUGGUUGGAGGAGUUCCCAGUGACUGGUGUCCCUGUGAAGAGUGAAGAUGAUGAGGUGAAAGGUGAAAGUGAGGAGAGGGGAGGGGGGGAGCCUCCAAGCAGCAGCUCAACACAACACAUGACAACAGAAGCUGAUGGAGACCACUGUGGAGGAUCACAAGCAGACAAGCUCUUAGCUCCACUAUCAGAUAGUGAGGACACAACGUCACACUCUCCUGACACUGAUGAUGAAGACUCUAAAGAUGAUAAGACAUGUCACACUGACAACACUCACUUCACAUCUUCUCACUGUCACAAAACCUUUAAAUACCAUAGUUCUCUGAAAUUACACAUAAGAUCACACACUGGAGAAAAACCUUUUUCUUGUUCACUCUGUAGUAAAGGUUUUACACAACGUCAAAAUGUGAAAGAACACAUGAGAACACACACUGGAGAAAAACCUUUUUCUUGCUCAGAAUGUGGUAAAGGUUUUGUUCUCAGUAAACAUUUGAAAGUACACAUGAGAACACACACUGGAGAAAAACCUUAUGUCUGUUCAAUCUGUGGUAAAGGUUUUGUAGAAAGUCGCAAUUUGAAAGUACACAUGAGAACACACACUGGUGAAAAACAUUUUAUCUGUUCAAUCUGUGGUAAAGGUUUUGCACAAAAUCAACAUAUGAAAAGACAUAUGAGAACACACACUGGUGAAAAACCUUUUUCCUGUUCAACCUGUGGUAAAAGUUUUACAAGAAGUGCAGAUGUGAAAGGACACACUAGAACACACACUGUUGAAAAAUCACAUUCCUGUUCAAUCUGCGACAGAAGUUUUGGUCAACGGUCAGCACUUGUAGCACACAUGAGAAGACACCCAUGAGAGAAAGUGUUGAGUUGCAGUGUGUGUGGUGAAAGAUUGUCUUCUAAGUACCAGUGUAAGAAACACAAGUGUGCUGGUGAGAACAGCAGCAGCAAAUGAAACUGCAGGAUUUGAAAUAAACUGUCCAGACUUUCAUUUUGACUUUCUAACAACAUCAGCACAUAUAACAUGUGUGACAUUGUUGUUUGUCUAACAAUCUGUUUAAUAUGCUUCUACAUGUACAGAUUAGAUAUAUUUGUAUUAAUGCUUUUUUCAGUCAAGUACAUGCAUUAAUCUGCAACUUUGUGUUCUUUUUUUAAACAUUGGACAGAACAAUUUGACUGAAAAGUUGAAAGUAAACAGUACAGGGCAUAUUUGACAUACAUUAAAAAAUGUAAGUGUAUAUAUAUAUAUAUAUAUAUAUAUAUAUAUAUAUAUAUAUAUAUUCAUCAUACAGUAUUAGACUUAUGCAUAAUAGUGUUUUUAAAGGUGUUUGAAUUAUUGAAGUGUGACAUAUUUUUUAUUUGUAAUUGUUAAUAAUCCCAUAGAUUAUCACCUUUAUAUGAUAUACAUAUGUACUGGUUCACAUCUGAAACAUCUUCUGGACCACUUCAGGAAGCAUAUUAUUAUUUACUUUAUACAUCAUUUGAACAGUUGUUUUUUUAAUACAAUUUUAAAAUGUGUAACUUUAUGAAUUAUUUGUUGGGUCUCUAUAGUCAAUUUUAUUAAUUGUCUUUCUUACACUCUGUAACUGUUGCUACUAGUAAUUAUUGUAAUUUGUUUUAUUUCUCUAAAAACAGAAUAAGUUAAGUUCAUAAAAGGGGAUUUAAAUAAAAAUGUAUAAAAGUUCAUAAGAAGGCUUUAUUUAAGUUACUAUGGUUAAAAAUGUCAUUGCAUGCCUUUUUGUUGGGUUUGUGGGCAUGUGUUUGUUUUGAAGUGUCUCGAUUGGUCUGUGAAGGGAUAUAAGGAAGCUACUUCCGGGUAUGAGGAACAUCUGUUUGAUGCAAUGAGAAGGAAGAAAGAGAGCGACUGAUGGUAACAAGGACUAAAAAGUGUCACAAGGACUUUCAGCGUUUGGGCCACAAGAGCCAGAAGAUCACCAUUUCCUCCUAAAAGAAUCAUGCAGGCCAACGAGGUAUUUGUCAUUUGUGUUUGUGUUUUACUUCGGUAAAAUGUUUGAGCCACAUGCUGUGCAUGUUAUUUUUACAUUUGUAACGUGCUUUAUUUUAUUAACAGUUUUCACGGUGAAUUGAAGGGAAAGGAAGCCUUCAAUAAAUCAGUCAAAGAAAGCCAUUGUGUCAGUGCUAUGUGGAGGGAGUUACAGUGAAAACUCGCACUGUUCAAGACGCAGUGGACAACGCUGAGACUGUCGGCAACAUUAAAGAA
Nerophis ophidion (straightnose pipefish) is the source of this 3276-nucleotide messenger RNA. Its product is annotated as zinc finger protein 25-like. The transcript has 3 exons. Gene Ontology annotation, biological process: regulation of transcription by RNA polymerase II. The record is from RefSeq and is a predicted model, not a curated record. Gene Ontology annotation, molecular function: DNA-binding transcription factor activity; RNA polymerase II cis-regulatory region sequence-specific DNA binding. Bases 322 to 1911 code for a protein of 529 amino acids. Lineage: Eukaryota; Metazoa; Chordata; Actinopteri; Syngnathiformes; Syngnathidae.